This is a messenger RNA of Plectropomus leopardus (leopard coralgrouper), 1244 nucleotides long. NCBI's taxonomy places the organism in Eukaryota, Metazoa, Chordata, Actinopteri, Perciformes, Serranidae. The record is from RefSeq and is a predicted model, not a curated record.
GCUCCAGGUGUCAUGUUUUCCCGCAGGUGGAGGUUCGGUUGGGACAGGUACAGUGAGGUGGACCUCUUCGCGGACCGCAGUGAGACCAAUGCAGAGACCCUCUCCCAGGCUAUCAGAGCCGCAGCAUCUGAGGAGCCGGACGCAGAUGGCAGCGUGCUGUUUGGCCAUAUGCAGGGCACUGUGGUUGGCCUCAGAUAUUACACAGGAGUGGUGAAUCAAGGAGAAAUGGUUGGUUUAGUGCGACAGCCCCAGAAUCCAUAUGACCGCAAUGCAGUAAUGGUUGCCAACAUUUAUGGCAAUCAAGUGGGUCAUAUCAAACGGGAGCUGGCAGCAGCUAUGGCCCACAUCAUGGACAACAAUUUGGCUAAAGUAGAGGGGGUGGUACACUCAGGGACGAGAAACCACUUCAACAUGCCAGUGAUGCUGUCCUUCUGGGGCAAAGAAGAGAAGAAAAAGGCUGUGAUUGAACGCAUGGCACGUCACGGAUAUAAACUGAACCCAGGUGGAAUCAGCGCAACAGGUUCAUAUCAGAGUUCAUAUAGCCAAGGUGCAGGUGCAUUACCAUCUAAAAAAGGAGUGACCAUCCCACUAACUGCACAGGAGCUGAAGAAUGCAUUUGACCACCUCUUCGAUGACUUGAUGGCAAGUAAAGACGGAGAGAAAGAAGCGGCAGAGUCUGUGGGUACUCCUCUCCUGCCUCACCAGAAGCAGGCACUGUCCUGGAUGUGUGCUCGAGAAAACAAAUCUGCACUGCCACCCUUUUGGGAGAAGAGAGGCGAGCUCUACUAUAACAGCCUCACGUGCUUCUCUGCCAAAGAAAAACCAGAGAGAGUUCGUGGGGGAAUACUGGCAGAUGACAUGGGACUGGGAAAAACUCUGACAACCAUCGCUCUGAUUCUCACCAACUUUCACAAUGGAAAGCCUCUGCCUGUGGAGAACUGUGAGGAGCAGUCAUCACCUUUCAAAGCCAAAACUAAACCAGAGAAAGCCUCCAAACUGGAAGGUAAUAGAAGCUUAUUAGUAAAUUCACUGUCAAUGCAAAUUUGCAGAUUUAUUUUAUUUUAUUCAUGUCCAGUCUUCCUUUGUCUCUGUAAAUGUGCUUGCGUCCAAGAAAACAGAAAAAGAGCACUAACAAAAGUAAAUAUGGGAAAUGAGAACCACUUCCAGAUGAGAUUUUAUUCCAAAUUGUGUGAUACAUUGGUAUCGUAUGCCCCCGAGCUUAAUUACUCCUUUUAUCAAUACUG